This is a messenger RNA of Chaetomium strumarium, 1146 nucleotides long. RefSeq lists its product as uncharacterized. The record is from RefSeq and is a predicted model, not a curated record. The transcript is spliced from 2 exons. Lineage: Eukaryota; Fungi; Ascomycota; Sordariomycetes; Sordariales; Chaetomiaceae. Gene Ontology annotation, molecular function: ATP binding; protein kinase activity. Gene Ontology annotation, biological process: protein phosphorylation. The coding region runs from base 1 to 1146 and encodes 381 amino acids.
AUGUCCUGGCGCGGCACAUCGACCAUCUCGCCCGAAAUCAUUCAAAUUAGCGUAGGACCCGACGGUGACCUGCCCUCCACGUCGUGCGAUCCCAACCUCGACCUCACCGAGGUCGCCAACUAUCGCCCCCGCAGCGUCUGGCCGCCCGAACUGCCCACCGUGCGUCGUCGCCAACUCACAGAACUUGAUCGUCUGGGUGUACAGACCGACCUUGUGUCCUACCGUCUCGGAGCCGAAACGCGCAUAGUAUGCUUCAAGUACUACUGUACCAACAGGAACUACGCCGUGAUCUGGCACGAGGCCAACUGUCUCGCCAACAUGCCCAAACAUCCCAACAUCGUCCACUUCGACAGCCUCGUCGUCGAUCACGUAGAGGGUGGGGAGGAUGUAGUGGUUGGCUUCACCACCAAGUUCAUUCCGGGAGACACCGUCAUAGACAACGUAAGCCGGGUCUUCAAGCUCAAGUACCUCAGGCAACUGAUAACGGCCGUCGACUUCCUCAAUCUGCGACUGGGCAUCGCCCACGGCGACAUCGUUCCCUGGAAUCUCCUGAUCGACGAAGAGACCGACAACGUCGUGCUGUUUGAUUUCAACCUUGGUGCCAAGCUCGGGUGGGAAGGCGAUCCGAGCUUCAGGAACACCUUCAACUACGAAGAGCCACGCAACGACGUCAAGCUCACCGUGUUCACCAUGUACGAGAUCAUCACGCGCGACCUGCAAUUCCGCGGGGAGCUGUACGGGCACCCCCACGAGAUCACCAUCCUGGACGUGAUGGGGCUGGAGGAAAGCGAAGAAGAGUGGUCGAAGCACGAAGACGUGCGGUUGGAUGCCUCCAUCGCAGAGUACCGCGCCGUACUCCACGAGUGGCUGGUCCGGAGGUUAACGAGCGACGACAAGGAGAUCACCCACUACACACAGGCACCGGACCACAUCGACUGGCCGGAUGCGCCGCCACUGCCCGAGAUGGAUUUCGACGGAAUGUCGGAGCGAGCGCCCUUGAUCUUGAGGCAGAUGCUGGUGAGGAAGGGGGAGAACUUCCUACGGUGGCAACGGCCUAGCAGCCAUCAGCUCCCGCUUCCUGCUGGGAAACGACUGCUUGCCACGGGAGAGGUCGUGGAUGAUGAUGAUGAACAGGCCGCAACGUAA